This is a messenger RNA of Acanthopagrus latus (yellowfin seabream), 2634 nucleotides long. RefSeq names its product LON peptidase N-terminal domain and ring finger 1, like (gene lonrf1). The transcript is spliced from 12 exons. NCBI's taxonomy places the organism in Eukaryota, Metazoa, Chordata, Actinopteri, Spariformes, Sparidae. The record is from RefSeq and is a predicted model, not a curated record. Gene Ontology annotation, molecular function: protein binding. Bases 144 to 2363 code for a protein of 739 amino acids.
CACACGGGCGGCUGUGAGAAAGUCUAUCCACUUCGCCGUGCUGGAACGCUAACGGGCAGCUAUCGAAAUGUAUAGACACGCCAACAGAAGAAAACCUUCACCGACAUAACCUUUUUAGUUUUUGUGGGGUUUUUUGCGCCACCAUGUCGCUCCAGCAGGAAGUGGAGGACGCAGUGGCGGAGGAGAGGAGCGGCUUCUUCAUCGGCGUUGACUCAGACAACGGCUCCGAAGACGAGGACCACCAUCAGCUCAUCCUACAGAAAGCUAACGCGUUAGCAUCUGAAAACUGCCUAAAAGAAGCCAUUGACUGGUUUUCAGCGGCUAUGCGUUACGGCCCUGUGCGGCCAGAACAUUUAAGCACUUUCGUGGACUGUGUCCUCCGCAACUUCAAGACGAAAACCACAGGGCCAGACGCGCUGUCUGACGCGAAGGGCAACUCCGCGGAUGAUGCGUUCGACUGUCCCAGCUGCCGUAGCUUUAUAGGUGAACCUGUGACCCUAGCCUGUGGACACUCGUAUUGUAAAAGGUGUUUACAACGACGGCUGCUCUCCAAAUGUAAGCUGUGCAAGGAAGCCGUGACUGGUGACGAGAGAGUGAAUGUAAUUCUGUGCGGACUCUUGGAGAAAUGGUUCCCCGAAGAACUGAAAACGGCCAAAACACUAAGCGAGGUGGACGAGCUGUGCAGAAGAAGACGCUAUAAAGAAGCAGUGACGCUAGCCACCUGCGUUAUCCAACGUGAUCCAGAGACAACAACAGUGGCAAGGCUGUCUCGAGCGGAGGCGUACAUGGCUCUCAAACAAUACAGUAUGGCUUUGGAGGACACAGAAUUUUGUCCCUGGUCCAUAUGUUCUGCUGAAGCUGUGUUUAGGAAAGCUAUGGUUCUACAUGAGAUGGGCCAAGUGGACGAGUCUCUCCAAGUCUUCCUGCAGUGCCUGGCCCUGGAUGAAGACUUCCCCUGUGCUAAAAGACAAGUGGAAAAGAUCUUGUGUGAUCUGCUCUCCCCACCUGAUGAGAACGUCAAAGUUGGCCUGAGGGAAACGGCACAGAACACAUCGCCUCACUUACGCAGUAAAACCCUGGUGGCUGAUGCCCAAGCCCAACCACAGAGCCCGGUCCAAAGACAACACCAGGCCCGCGCCUCCUCGGCACACCACUAUUUGGACAAUCAGGAGAAACGAUGGGAAAGCCUGGAGCGACCUUGUCUGAGCCGAGCACAGUCGCUACGAAUGCACGGCUCCAACUGUGGUGAAGAGGGACUGAAGAGAGUUUGUUCUGCUCCUCAGUUGGGAGAUCAGUAUAAAGGGAGUCUGCUAAAGAGGAAGCUGUCAGUGUCAGACACAGAGCCAUGUGUUGUGUACAGUGGAAGUAGCAAGCAUAAAAAACAAGGUGUGGCACAAAGCUCCAAACAACAGGCUGCCAAAGCAAAAACCUGUAGAACUGUUCCCAAGGACCUGCUGGACUCCAAUGACCUGGAGUGCUCUCUGUGCAUGAGGUUGUUCUAUGAGCCUGUGACUACACCGUGUGGCCACACCUUCUGUAAAAGCUGCCUAGAACGCUGCUUGGACCAUACACCCCAGUGUCCCCUCUGCAAAGAGAGCCUGAAAGAGUAUCUUGCACGUAGGAAAUACAUGGUGACGACUGUCUUGGACACUCUGAUCAAACGGUAUUUAAGUCAGGAGUUCGCAGAGAGGACUAAAGCUCAUGUGGAGGAGACCAGGGAGCUUUCUGACCUGACGAAGAAUGUGCCUAUCUUUGUGUGUACCAUGGCUUACCCCACCGUGCCUUGCCCUCUGCAUGUCUUUGAGCCACGCUACCGCCUCAUGAUUCGCCGCUGCAUGGACACCGGCACGCGGCAGUUCGGGAUGUGUAUUAAUGAUCCCCAGAAAGGGUUUGUAGAUUAUGGCUGCAUGCUAAUCAUCAGGAGCGUCCAUUUCCUCCCUGACGGACGAUCAGUCGUGGAUACCAUCGGAGGAAAACGCUUCCGGGUCCUGUCUCGAGGAAUGAAGGAUGGUUACAGUACAGCUGACAUCGAACACUUGGAGGAUACCAGGGUGGAGGACAGUGAUGAGCUCCAGAGUCUACAAGAGCUGCAUGAUGCAGUGUACGAGCAGGCCCGCGACUGGUUCCAGAACCUCAAGGUCCGCUUCCACAAUCAGAUCCUGCAGCAUUUUGGACAAAUGCCAGAACGAGAAGAUGACAUCCAGGCAACUCCUAAUGGUCCAGCUUGCUGCUGGUGGCUCCUGGCUGUCCUUCCCAUCGACCCACGCUACCAGCUGUCUGUCCUCUCCAUGACCAGCCUCAAAGAACGCCUAGUGAAGAUCCAGCAAAUCCUCACAUAUCUGCAGAGCAUCCCCAACAACUAGAGCUUCCUCUUCUCACCACCACAGACAUCGUUUGGACUCAAGCAACCUUGAAGCGACAUCUCGCCAACUUUUGUUUUGAUUACCAUCAGAUUACUCAAACAAGACCCAUCACAGUUCUUUUUUAAGCCUUCUUAAGAUCAGAGCAAAGCUGAAACACCCUUGAACUGUGGAUCACUGAGACCGGAGAUGUGGCUAAACCACCUCAGGGAUACGGACAUUAUCUGUUUGUGACUUUAAAAAAAAUAAAAAGACAAAUGUGAUGGCAACUAUU